GGCGGAACGGGCCAAUCUGGUCUUUCAUAAUAAAGAGAUAGACGGAACUGGUAUGAAACGACUUAUUAGCAGAUUAAUAGAUCAUUUUGGAAUGGGAUAUACAUCCCAUAUACUGGAUCAACUAAAGACUCUGGGCUUCUAUCAAGCCACUACUACAUCGAUUUCGUUAGGAAUCGAGGAUCUUUUAACAAUACCCUCUAAGGGAUGGUUAGUCCAAGACGCGGAACAACAGAGUUUUCUUUUGGAGAAACACUAUUAUUAUGGGGCUGUACACGCGGUAGAAAAAUUACGCCAAUCUGUUGAGAUAUGGUAUGCGACAAGUGAAUAUUUGAAACAAGAAAUGAAUUCAAAUUUUCGGAUAACGGAUCCUUCUAAUCCAGUCUAUCUAAUGUCUUUUUCAGGAGCCAGAGGAAAUGCAUCUCAAGUACACCAAUUAGUAGGUAUGAGAGGAUUAAUGUCGGACCCUCAAGGACAAAUGAUUGAUUUACCUAUUCAAAGCAAUUUACGCGAGGGACUUUCUUUGACAGAAUAUAUAAUUUCCUGCUAUGGAGCCCGCAAAGGGGUUGUAGAUACUGCUGUACGAACAGCAGAUGCUGGAUAUCUUACACGUAGACUUGUUGAAGUAGUUCAACAUAUUAUUGUGCGUAGAAGAGAUUGUGGUACUAUCCGAGGUAUUUCUGUAAGUCCUCAAAAUGGGAUGACGGAAAAACUUUUUGUCCAAACACUAAUUGGUCGUGUAUUAGCAGACGAUAUAUAUAUCGGUUCACGAUGCAUUGCCGCGCGAAAUCAAGAUAUUGGAAUUGGAUUAGUCAAUCGAUUCAUAACUGCCUUUCGAGCACAACCAUUUCGAGCACAACCAAUAUAUAUUAGAACCCCCUUUACUUGCCGAAGCACUUCUUGGAUCUGUCAAUUAUGCUAUGGCCGGAGUCCUACUCAUAGUGAUCUGGUGGAAUUGGGAGAAGCCGUAGGUAUUAUUGCGGGUCAAUCAAUUGGGGAGCCAGGGACUCAACUAACAUUAAGAACUUUUCAUACUGGCGGAGUAUUCACAGGGGGUACUGCCGACCUUGUACGAUCCCCUUCGAAUGGAAAAAUCCAAUUCAAUGAGAAUUUGGUUCACCCCACACGUACCCGUCAUGGACAGCCUGCUUUUCUAUGUUAUAUAGACUUGCAUGUAACUAUUCAGAGUCAAGAUAUUCUAUAUAGUGUGAAUAUUCCCUCAAAAAGCUUGAUUCUAGUGCAAAAUGAUCAAUAUGUAAAAUCUGAACAAGUAAUUGCGGAGAUUCGUGCCGGAACGUCCACUUUACAUUUUAAAGAAAGGGUACAAAAGCAUAUUUAUUCUGAAUCAGACGGCGAAAUGCACUGGAGUACUGAUGUUUACCAUGCGCCCGAAUAUCAAUAUGGUAAUCUUCGUCGAUUACCAAAAACAAGCCAUUUAUGGAUAUUAUCCGUAAGUAUGUGCAGAUCCAGUAUAGCGUCUUUUUCACUCCACAAGGAUCAAGAUCAAAUGAAUACUUAUGGUAAAAAAGAUAGGGAAAUUCUUGAUUAUUCAACGUCGGAUCGAAUCAUGUCCAAUGGCCAUUGGAAUUUGAUCUAUCCUUCUAUUUUUCAAGAUAAUUCAGAUUUGUUGGCGAAAAAGCGAAGAAAUAGGUUCGUCAUUCCAUUACAAUAUCAUCAAGAACAAGAGAAAGAACUAAUAUCCUGUUUUGGGAUUUCGAUUGAAAUCCCCUUUAUGGGUGUUUUACGUAGAAAUACUAUUUUUGCUUAUUUUGACGAUCCCCGAUACAGAAAAGAUAAAAAGGGUUCAGGAAUUGUUAAAUUUAGAUAUAGGACCCUAGAAGAAGAAUAUAGGACUCGAGCGGAAGACUCAGAAGAGGAAUAUGAGACCCUAGAACACGAAUACAGGACCCGAGAGGACGAAUAUGAAACCCUAGAAGAAUCUAAAUAUGGAAUCCUAGAAGACGAAUACGAAUAUGAAACCCUAGAAAACGAAUAUGGGAGCCCAGAAAACAAAUAUGGGAACCCAGAGAACGAAUAUAGGACUUUAGAGAAAGACUCAGAAGAGGAAUAUGGGAACCCAGAGAGCAAAUAUAGGACCCAAGAGGACGAAUAUGGAACUUUAGAAGAAGACUCAGAAGACGAAUAUGGCAGCCCCGGGGAAAGCGGCGAGGAAAAAUAUGGUACUUUAGAGGAAGACUCAGAAGAAGACUCAGAGGACGAAUACGAGAGCCCAGAGGAAGAUUCCAUCUUAAAAAAAGAGGGUUUGAUUGAGCAUCGAGGAACAAAAGAAUUUAGUCUAAAAUACCAAAAAGAAGUAGAUCGGUUUUUUUUCAUUCUUCAAGAACUUCAUAUCUUGCCGAGAUCUUCAUCCCUAAAGAUACUUGACAAUAGUAUUAUUGGAGUGGAUACACAACUCACAAAAAAUACAAGAAGUGGACUAGGCGGACUGGUCCGAGUGAAGAGAAAAAAAAGCCAUACGGAACUCAAAAUAUUUUCCGGAGAUAUUCAUUUUCCUGAAGAGGCAGAUAAGAUAUUAGGUGGGUGUUUGAUACCGCCAGAAAGACAAAAAAAAGAUUCUAAGGAAUCAAAAAAAAAGAAAAAUUGGGUCUAUGUUCAACGGAAAAAAAUUCUCAAGAGCAAGGAAAAGUAUUUUGUUUCCGUUCGCCCUACAGUGGCAUAUGAAAUGGACGAAGGAAGAAAUUUAGCAACACUUUUCCCGCAGGAUCUCUUGCAAGAAGAAAAUAAUCUCCAAAUUCGACUUGUCAAUUUUAUUUAUCAUGAAAAUAGCAAGUUAACUCAAAGAAUUUAUCACACAAAUAGUCAAUUUGUUAGAACUUGCUUAGUAGUGAAUUGGGAACAAGAAGAAAAAGAAAAGGCUGGUGCUUCCCUUGUUGAGGUAAGAGCAAAUGAUCUUAUUCGCGAUUUCCUAAGAAUUGAGUUAGUCAAGUCCACUAUUUCGUAUACACGAAAAAGGUAUGAUAGGACAAGUGGAGGACCGACUCCCCAUAAUAGGUUAGAUCGCGCCAAUAGCAAUUCUUUUUAUUCCAAGGCGAAGAUUGAAUCACUUAGCCAACAUCAAGAAGCUAUUGGCACUUUGUUGAAUCGAAAUAAAGAAUACCAAUCUUUGAUGAUUUUGUCGGCAUCCAACUGUUCUCGAAUUGGUUUAUUCAAGAAUUCAAAACAUCCCAAUGCGAUAAAAGAAUGGAAUCCUAGAAUUCCUAUUCUAGAAAUUUUUGGGCCCUUAGGGGCUAUUGUAGCUAGUAUAUCGCAUUUUUCUUCAUCUUACUAUUUACUAACGCAUAAUAAAAUCCUGCUAAAAAAAUAUUUGUUCGUUGACAAUUUGAAACAAACCUUCCAAGUACUUCAAGAACUUAAAUACUCUUUAAUAGAUGAAAAUAAAAGGAUUUCCAAUUUCGAUAGUAACAUAAUGUUGGAUCCAUUCCUUUUGAAUUGUCACUUUGUCCAUCAUGAUUCUUGGGAAGAGACAUUGGCAAUAAUUCACCUUGGACAAUUUAUUUGUGAAAAUGUAUGUCUAUUUAAAUCGCACAUAAAAAAAUCUGGUCAAAUUUUCAGUGUAAAUAUGGAUUCCUUUGUUAUAAGAGCAGCUAAACCUUAUUUGGCCACUACAGGAGCAACUGUUAAUGGUCAUUAUGGAGAAAUCCUUUACAAGGGAGAUAGGUUAGUUACGUUUAUAUAUGAAAAAUCGAGAUCUAGUGACAUAACGCAAGGUCUUCCAAAAGUGGAACAAAUCUUUGAAGCGCGUUCAAUUGAUUCAUUAUCCCCCAAUCUCGAAAGGAGAAUUGAGGAUUGGAAUGAGCGUAUACCAAGAAUUCUUGGGGUCCCUUGGGGAUUCUUGAUUGGAGCUGAGCUAACCAUAGCCCAAAGUCGUAUUUCUUUGGUUAAUAAAAUCCAAAAGGUUUAUCGAUCCCAAGGGGUACAGAUCCAUAAUAGACAUAUAGAGAUUAUUAUACGCCAAGUAACAUCAAAAGUGCGGGUUUCCGAAGAUGGAAUGUCUAAUGUUUUUUCGCCUGGGGAAUUAAUCGGACUAUUGCGAGCGGAACGAGCAGGGCGAGCUUUGGAUGAAUCGAUCUAUUAUCGGGCAAUCUUAUUGGGAAUAACAAGGGCUUCCCUGAAUACCCAAAGUUUCAUAUCUGAAGCAAGUUUUCAAGAAACUGCUCGAGUUUUAGCAAAAGCUGCCCUACGAGGUCGCAUUGAUUGGUUGAAAGGCUUGAAAGAAAACGUAGUUCUGGGGGGGAUUAUACCUGUUGGUACCGGAUUCCAAAAAUUUGUGCAUCGUUCCCCACAAGACAAGAACCUUUAUUUCGAAAUAAAAAAAAAAAAUCUAUUCGCGUCGGAAAUGAGAGAUUUUUUGUUUCUCCAUACAGAAUUAGUUUCUUCAGAUUCUGACGUAACAAACAAUUUUUAUGAGACAUAAAAACCCCCAUUUAACAUUUAACCCUAAGGAUACAUAAAACAUAUUUUUUACUUUACUAGACUUUUGAACUUAGAACACUAACAGGUUAAAUUUUAGAUUUUUAAGAUUUUUAUUUUAAUAAGUAAAACAAGUCAGUUAAUUCAUUAAAUUAAGGUUUUGUUUAUACCAUGUAUCAAUGUAUCAAUGGCCAACUCUUAGUACAAGGUUCUCUCAGAACAAUUAUUAUUUUAUUUAUUUCAAGCUAUUUCGGAUCUUUCUUAAUCUUCAAAAAGAAAUAAAUUCCGUAAUGGAAUGUUAGGAUGAAAAAAAAAGGAAGUGUGGAAAAAAUGACAAGAAGAUAUUGGAACAUUAAUUUGAAAGAGAUGAUAGAAGCAGGAGUUCAUUUUGGUCAUGGUAUUAAGAAAUGGAAUCCUAAAAUGGCCCCUUACAUUUCGGCAAAGCGUAAAGGUACUCAUAUUAUAAAUCUCGCUAGAACGGCCCGUUUUUUAUCAGAAGCUUGUGAUUUAGUUUUUGAUGCAGCAAGUCAGGGAAAAAGUUUCUUAAUUGUUGGUACCAAAAAAAGAGCAACAGAUUUAGUAGCAUCAGCUGCAAUAAGGGCUCGUUGUCAUUAUGUUAAUAAAAAGUGGUUCAGUGGUAUGUUAACGAAUUGGUCGAUUACGAAAACUAGACUUUCUCAAUUUAGAGACUUAAGAGCGGAA
Molecule: messenger RNA, 5130 nt
Organism: Hordeum vulgare subsp. vulgare (domesticated barley)
Lineage: Eukaryota; Viridiplantae; Streptophyta; Magnoliopsida; Poales; Poaceae
Product: DNA-directed RNA polymerase subunit beta''-like
Exons: 1
Coding region: 53-4432 (1459 amino acids)
Biological process (GO): DNA-templated transcription
Molecular function (GO): DNA binding; DNA-directed RNA polymerase activity
Source: RefSeq, a predicted model, not a curated record